Molecule: messenger RNA, 1308 nt
Organism: Peromyscus eremicus (cactus mouse)
Lineage: Eukaryota; Metazoa; Chordata; Mammalia; Rodentia; Cricetidae
Gene: Mboat4
Product: membrane bound O-acyltransferase domain containing 4
Exons: 3
Coding region: 1-1308 (435 amino acids)
Biological process (GO): lipid modification; peptidyl-serine octanoylation
Cellular component (GO): endoplasmic reticulum membrane
Molecular function (GO): serine O-acyltransferase activity
Source: RefSeq, a predicted model, not a curated record
AUGGAUUGGCUCCGGCUCUUCUUCCUCCAUCCCGUCUUGCUUUAUCAGGGGGCCGCUUUCCCCUUUGCACUGCUGUUUAAUUAUCUCUGCGGCAUGGAUUCCUUUUCCACCUGGGCCAGGUACCUCUUUCUCCUGGCUGGAGGAGGUGUCCUGGCUGUGGCUGCCAUGGGGCCCUAUGCUUUGCUCAUCUUCAUCCCUACUCUCUGCACGGUGGCUCUGGUCUCCUCCCGCGGUCCACAGGAAGUCCACAGGCUGACCUUCUUCUUUCAGAUGGGCUGGCAGACCCUGUGCCACCUGGGUCUUCACUACACCGAAUACUACCUACAAGAGCCUCCACCUGUGAGGUUCUACAUCACUCUUUCUUCUCUCAUGCUCUUGACCCAGAGAGUCACGUCGCUCUCACUGGACAUUCGUGAGGGGAAAGUGGAGGGAGCGUUGGGCGGCAUCAGGAAUAGGAGUUCUUUGUCUGAGUGCCUCAGCGAGACUCUACCCUAUUUCAGCUACUUGCUCUUUUUCCCUGCCCUCCUGGGAGGCCCCCUGUGUUCUUUUCAGAGAUUUCAGGCUUGUGUUGAAAGGCCAAGCUCUUCGUAUCCCAGUAUCUCAUUCUGGGCUCUGACCUGGAGGGGCGUGCAGAUUGUGGGUCUGGAAUGCCUCAAGGUGGUGCUGAGGAGGGCGGUGAGUGCAGGAGCCGGGCUGGAUGAGUGUCAGCAGCUGGAGUGCAUCUACGUCAUGUGGUCCACAGCUGGGCUCUUCAAACUCACCUACUACUCCCACUGGAUCCUGGACGACUCUCUCCUCCAGGCGGCGGGCUUUGGGUCUGAGGCUGGCCAGAGGUCUGGGGAGGAGGGAUACAUCCCCGACGUGGACAUGUGGACCCUGGAAACCACCCACAGGAUCUCCCUGUUCGCGAGGCAGUGGAACCGGAGCACGGCCCGGUGGCUCCGGCGGCUGGUCUUCCAGAACAGCCAGCGCUGGCCGGUGCUGCAGACUUUUGCCUUCUCCGCCUGGUGGCAUGGGCUCCACCCCGGGCAGGUGUUUGGCUUCCUGUGCUGGUCUGUCAUGGUGGAAGCCGAUUACCGGAUUCACACUUUUGCCAAUGUAUCGAUCAGCUCCCGGCCCCUGCGGCUGCUCUAUAGAGCCCUCACCUGGGCCCAGACCCAGCUCAUCAUUGCCUAUGUUAUGCUGGCGGUGGAGGGCCGGAGUCUUUCCUCUCUAGGCCGGCUGUGUUGUUCUUACAACAGUAUCUUCCCCGGGGUGUACUGUGUUUUGCUUUUUCUAUUAGCGAAGAGAAAACAGAAAUGUAACUGA